UUUAGUCCAGUCCGGCAAAAUAUGUGUUCCUCCGCAGCGCUGCAGGAACGAUCCUUCGUCUGACAACAUGGCGAGUGUCCGCGCGGCGUCCCGUCUCCUCUCCAAGAGGGUUUUAUCUACUGCGAAAGCAGUCCCUGCCGCUGCGGUUCAAGGUUCCAGGAACUUUCACUUUUCCAUCUAUGGCAAGAAGAAAAAUGCCAAAGUAUCAGAUGAUAUCUCCACUCAAUACCCAGUUGUGGAUCAUGAGUUUGAUGCUGUGGUGGUUGGAGCUGGUGGAGCAGGACUGAGGGCAGCUUUUGGCCUGUCUGAGGCGGGCUUCAACACUGCCUGCGUCACCAAACUGUUCCCCACCAGGUCUCAUACUGUCGCUGCACAGGGUGGGAUUAAUGCGGCUCUGGGGAACAUGGAGGAGGAUGACUGGAGGUGGCAUUUCUAUGACACAGUAAAGGGAUCUGAUUGGCUUGGAGACCAGGACGCUAUCCACUACAUGACAGAGCAGGCUCCUGCAGCCGUAGUGGAGCUGGAGAACUUUGGCAUGCCAUUCAGCCGCACUGAGGAGGGUAAGAUCUACCAGAGGGCCUUUGGAGGUCAGAGCCUUAAGUAUGGAAAGGGAGGCCAGGCACACCGCUGCUGCUGUGUAGCAGACAGAACAGGCCACUCACUGCUGCAUACGCUGUAUGGAAGGUCACUUCGUUAUGACACCAGUUACUUUGUGGAGUACUUUGCCCUGGACCUGCUGAUGGAGAAUGGAGAGUGUAAAGGGGUCAUCGCUCUCUGUAUGGAGGAUGGGUCUAUCCACCGCUUCAGAGCCCAGAACACCGUUAUUGCUACCGGGGGUUACGGAAGAACCUAUUUCAGCUGCACAUCUGCUCACACAAGCACAGGAGAUGGAAAUGCGAUGGUGACCAGAGCUGGUCUGCCUUGCCAGGAUAUGGAGUUUGUCCAGUUUCAUCCCACUGGGAUCUACGGAGCCGGCUGUCUGAUCACAGAGGGCUGCCGUGGUGAGGGAGGAAUCCUGAUUAACAGUGAAGGAGAGCGCUUCAUGGAGCGCUAUGCACCCAACGCCAAAGACUUGGCUUCCAGAGAUGUGGUAUCCCGCUCCAUGACCAUAGAGAUCAGAGAGGGCAGAGGUGUUGGUCCAGAGAAGGAUCACGUGUACCUGCAGCUUCACCACCUGCCUCCUCAGCAGCUGGCCGCAAGGCUGCCUGGUAUCUCAGAGACAGCCAUGAUCUUCGCUGGAGUCGACGUCACCAAAGAGCCCAUCCCUGUCCUGCCCACCGUCCACUACAACAUGGGUGGAAUACCCACAAACUACAAGGGACAGGUGAUUACUCACGUCAGUGGCGAGGACAAGGUGGUUCCCGGACUGUAUGCCUGUGGCGAGGCAGCUUCUGCCAGUGUCCAUGGAGCUAACAGGUUGGGUGCCAACUCCCUGCUGGACCUGGUGGUGUUUGGCAGAGCUUGCGCCCUCACCAUUGCUGAGGAGCACAAACCUGGAGAGAAGCUGUCCCCGCUGAAACCCAGCGCAGGAGAGGAGUCUGUGGCCAACCUGGACAGGCUGAGGUUUGCCAACGGAAGUCAGAGGACCUCUGAGAUCAGGCUCAACAUGCAGAAGACCAUGCAGAGCCAUGCUGCGGUAUUCCGUACCGGCUCUGUCCUGAAGGAAGGAUGCGAUAAGAUGGAUGCUAUUUAUCAGACUGUGGAGGACAUCAAGACCUUUGACAGAGGCAUUGUGUGGAACACCGACUUGGUGGAAUCGCUGGAGCUGCAGAAUCUGCUGCUGAACGCCGUCCAGACAAUCAACUCUGCCGAGCAGAGAAAGGAGAGCAGGGGAGCCCACGCUAGAGAGGACUACAAGGAUCGUGUGGAUGAGUACGACUACUCUAAGCCCCUGCAGGGUCAGGAGAAGAAGCCGUUUGAUCAGCACUGGAGGAAGCACACUCUGUCCUUUGUUGAUCAAAAGACUGGAAAGGUCACAUUGGAGUACCGCCCUGUGAUCGACAGCUCUCUUGAUGAGCAGGACUGCGCCCACGUUCCACCUGCCAUCCGCUCCUACUAAGAUGAUCCACUCCUGCCCUCCCCUUUAUUCCCAACCUUCGCCCAUCACAUCCACCUUACUCAAUUACAGAAUGCUCAUUUAUCUAUUACUAAGGAAGCUAAACUUUCUGUGCUAGAGAUGACAUUCUGAGACAAAUUCAGACUUUUAUUGCACGUUUGUAUUCAUUUAGAUCUGUUCAAUACAAUGCUGUCUAUACCAUUUUUGUUGCUUCCUGUUUCUCUCUCUCUCUCUCUCUCCCUUUUUUUUUUUUUUUUUUUUUUUUUUUUUUGGCGUGUUUUGCCUUGAUUUCAAUCUGUUUGCAGAAACUAAAUUUCCACAUGGUUCUCAUGGCUUCUCACGCUGUGUGAGCAGGUUGUGUGCGUGUGUGUGUGUAUAUAUAAUAAACUGUGGACAAAUGGGUGACCGAGGAAUUUACAGCCUCCAGCUGUUAAACAUCAGAGGGGAAAAACAAAGUUGACAGUAAGCCUGGCUUUCUGUGAUGACAUCAUACUCUCAUUUCCCAGUCUGGCAUUGCAGUAAGAGCUUCUUGUAACCUCUUUCUCCUUUUGGCUGAGUUGAAGAGAUGGUGGAAGUGAUUGUAAUUUCAACCACACACAUUGCAGGCACGUUUGAAGUAUGUAAAUAUUGCAUAAAUGUACAAUAAAUAUGGUGAGCUGUACUGUAUGUACUAGUUGAAAUGCAAGUCUCACAUCUCGCUCACUGUGGCCUUCAUUCUUGUGGAAUACUCAUUACACUUUGUGCGUGUGUUCAACACUUGCUGCUUGUUCUGUAGAUAAUCAGCUAACAGGCUCUAGCUUUCUACAAUUUCACGCUAUAAGUGUUAACUAUAUUAAAUUAAUAUCUUCAGCCACAUUACAGCCUCUCAGCUAUUGGGAUAAAUGAACUGUUUUUCAAGUUGCCGUGUUGAUGUUACCUUUCUAGGACUAAGGGGAAAUUUCAGUAAGGUGGUGUAGCUUUCUUCAACUCCAUAAAUGACUUAAAUAUCAAAGGUGAAAGAUGCGCUCAGUGUUAAAGUGUUGAUGCCUCUUGUGCUGAAUCAACAGUGACUUAAUUUAUUUGCAACAAAAAGUUAAUCCUCUGCUUUUUGCUGUUUGUACUUUCGUUUUCAUAUGUUCAAUAAAGUCUAGGCUGUGGAUAGAAA
This is a messenger RNA of Oreochromis niloticus (Nile tilapia), 3200 nucleotides long. It is a transcript of the gene sdha, whose product is annotated as succinate dehydrogenase complex, subunit A, flavoprotein (Fp). The coding region runs from base 68 to 2059 and encodes 663 amino acids. Gene Ontology annotation, molecular function: flavin adenine dinucleotide binding; succinate dehydrogenase (quinone) activity; electron transfer activity. The transcript is spliced from 15 exons. Gene Ontology annotation, cellular component: respiratory chain complex II (succinate dehydrogenase). Gene Ontology annotation, biological process: mitochondrial electron transport, succinate to ubiquinone; tricarboxylic acid cycle. The record is from RefSeq and is a predicted model, not a curated record. Lineage: Eukaryota; Metazoa; Chordata; Actinopteri; Cichliformes; Cichlidae.